Anopheles moucheti is the source of this 3428-nucleotide messenger RNA. RefSeq names its product possible lysine-specific histone demethylase 1 (gene Su(var)3-3). Gene Ontology annotation, molecular function: oxidoreductase activity; protein binding; flavin adenine dinucleotide binding. Gene Ontology annotation, cellular component: nucleus. The record is from RefSeq and is a predicted model, not a curated record. Gene Ontology annotation, biological process: regulation of DNA-templated transcription. Bases 245 to 2866 code for a protein of 873 amino acids. NCBI's taxonomy places the organism in Eukaryota, Metazoa, Arthropoda, Insecta, Diptera, Culicidae. The transcript is spliced from 2 exons.
CGAAAAAGGAGGACAAACAGUUUUUCUGCUGGCUUCAAAUAAAAAAACUUGCAUUCUCGUUUCUCGAUGACCCUCUAGUGACCUGCCGAAAGCACAAUUUUAAAUGCUGGACGAAACACUAGAGUAGAGAAAACAAGUUGCUCACUGCAGAUAAGAAAGCUCAAAGUGUAAUAAUACAUUUUCCGGGCGUGUUCAGUGAUAAGCUGUAUAAGAUGGUGCCAUAGCGAGGAGCAAGGUCUAGGACAUGAACGGUACUGCAGCUGCAGAGCAAACACGGGAAGAUUCCGGAACGGCCAUGGAAGCCGUUGAAACGGUAACGCUUAUAAGCGACGAUUCGGAUGUGGAAAUGACGGACAUUUCCGUAAAGCGUCCGAGCAAGUCCGAAUCCGACGAAGGACGGCGAACCAGCAGACGGAAAAAGGUAAAAGUAGGAUACGGUGAUAAUGGAGCGAAAACGAACACCACCGCCCGACCCGGCAGUGCCUGCGAGGGUGGCGAUCCUUCCGGUACCGGCGAUCGUAAGGGCGAUGGAACAAAGCCGGAUCCACCCACUCCGAAAUCGAAAAAGCGAGAAACGGAUGAAAAAUUGGCCACCGGACCAGACCCUAACCCGUACCAGGAACUGAUGACGGGAUUGGAAGGGGCCGCCUUUCAGUCAAGACUUCCGGUGGAUAAAAUGACCGCAUCGGAAGCCGUCUGCUUCCCACAGAUCAUCAAACACGGAUUGGUAACGCAGCGCAUGUUCCUGAACGUACGCAACCGCAUCCUGCAGAUGUGGAUCGAGGAACCGAAGGUGCAGCUGACGUUUGAGAACGCGCUGAAAAAGAUGGAAUCACCGUUCGAUAGUGAUCCGUCGCUAUUGCGGAUGGUGCACGCGUUUCUCGAGCGUCACGGUUUCAUCAAUUUCGGCAUCUUCGAACGCUUAAAACCGCUGCCGGUGAAGAAGCACGCCAAGGUGAUCGUAAUCGGGGCCGGAAUUUCGGGCCUGGCCGCCGCACGACAGUUGCAGCAGUUCGGGUUCGAUGUAAUCGUGCUGGAGGCGCGCGAUCGAGUCGGUGGUCGCAUUGCGACCUUCCGCAAGAAUGCUUACACGGCGGAUCUCGGUGCGAUGGUGGUGACCGGGAUCUGGGGCAACCCGCUGACGAUUUUGAGCAAACAAACCGGCAUGGAGAUGUGUCCGAUCAAGAGCACCUGUCCGCUGUACGGUGCCGGCGGAAAGCCCGUCCCGAAGCACAAGGACGACAUGGUGGAGCGGGAGUUUAACCGGCUGCUCGAAGCCACGAGCUACCUAUCCCAUCAGCUAGAUUUCAACUACGCUGGCAAUCAUCCGGUUUCGCUCGGACAGGCGCUCGAGUGGAUCAUCAAGCUGCAGGAGAAGCACGUGAAGGAGAAACAGGUCCAGCAUCUGGCCGGGAUCAUCGGAUGGCAGCAGAAGCUGCUAGCGAAUCAGCACCAGCUGGAGGAAACCCUAGCGAGGAUAAAGGAAUUGAAGAAGAAAAUGCAACAAUUGAUCGACACAAAGCCACCAAAACCACCACCAACGACCAAAGAGGGCGGCGGUGGAACUGGAGGAGCGUCACACGAUGCCUCAGGAGGUGACCCGACAGGAAGUGGGAAGUAUUACGAGCACGAGUUCCAGCUGCGGGUGACGGCACGCGAAGAGCAACUGGCCUGGAAGGAGGUGGAACGGUUACAAACGUACCAGACCGAGCUGGAGACGAAGGUGCGCGAGCUGGAACACGAGCAAGUGUCCGAGGUGUACCUUUCCUCCAAGGAUCGGCAGAUCCUGGACUGGCACUUUGCGAACCUGGAGUUUGCGAACGCGACUCCGCUCAGUAACCUUUCGCUGAAGCACUGGGACCAGGAUGAUGAUUUCGAGUUCAUCGGUAGCCACACGACCGUCAAGAACGGUUACUCCUGUGUACCGAUGGCGUUAACCGACAACUUGGACGUGCGAGUUAACACAGCCGUCACCUGCAUCCGGUAUCGGCCCGGCGGCGUUGAAGUGACAGCGGAUCUCAAAUCAAACAACUCUACCGUCUGCUAUCGGGCAGAUCUGGUCCUCUGUACGCUCACCCUCGGCAUACUGAAGCUUGCCAUCGCCGAAGAGUCGAAGCAGCUCAACACGGUUCGUUUCGAUCCGCCGCUGCCGGAGUGGAAGCAGUCCGCAAUCCAGCGGCUGGGCUUCGGCAACCUCAACAAGGUCGUGCUCUGCUUCGACCGAAUCUUCUGGGAUACGAACACGAACCUGUUCGGGCAUGUCGGCAGCACAACGGCCAGCCGUGGCGAGCUGUUCCUCUUCUGGAACAUCUCCCAGUCGCCGGUGCUGCUUGCUCUAGUCGCGGGUCAAUCGGCCGCCAUCAUGGAGAACGUAUCGGAUGACGUGAUCGUGGGCCGUUGCAUCGCCGUCCUGAAGGGCAUCUUCGGCAAUUCGGCCGUCCCGCAACCGAAGGAAACGGUCGUCACGCGGUGGCGGGCUGAUCCGUGGGCCCGCGGUUCCUACAGCUUCGUGUCGGUCGGUUCGUCUGGCAGUGACUACGAUCUGCUUGCUGCACCGGUCACACCGAAGGCACCGGAGGGAGAGACCCAGACGAAACCGGCACCACCCGUUCCGCAGCAACAUCCACAGCAGCGCCAUGACAAAAACGGUGAAAAGAAUGAGAAUGAGAACGAGGGAGAUGACGACAGCAGUCCGAUCGACAUUCCGCGGCUUUUCUUUGCCGGUGAGCAUACGAUUCGUAACUAUCCGGCCACGGUGCACGGUGCACUGCUGAGCGGACUGCGGGAAGCGGGCCGAAUUGCCGACUACUAUCUCGGAUUUCCCAACUGCUACCCGGAGGCGCCCAAGGACGAAGCGAAAAAGUGAUCCUCAUCGUUUGCAGUAGGACUCUCUUGCCGCACAAAACGCACAUAGCUACACACGCAGGAAGCAGAGCGAAAAAAGAUCUUUCAAAGGGGCGAGGUCUGUUUACCCUCUAGGAGAGAGGGAUUAGUUGAAUGGGGUUAGUCACCACCUCCAUUUUGGUAGGGGACUGGGGAGUUGAUCGACCAUUUUAUUUUCUCAAUGCACCGUAAACACACUCACAUCUUACACAUUACACACUGAAACGCGUCACCACGCAAAGACACACUCAUACGGUUCGUGUCCAACUCCCUGCUCCACUGUGGACUCCUUCUCCCGACAGGAUGACAACGAUGAAGUCGUUGAAUGGUUGUAGAAAUUGACGCACCGGCAAAUAAUAAUGUAGCAAAUAUUGGUAAAUGAUAGACACCACCUCCGAUAAGUGUUUUAUCGUACAUUGCGUGUUUCCGCGUGUUUAAUUGUGUGCCCGCAUUCUUCAGUGCACUCCGGAGUACAACGGUAUUACUAUGUUCAUUAUUUCCGUCUGCCAUGUUUAAUAAUGUAGAUAAAUAAAAAAACAUCAAAA